Molecule: messenger RNA, 1236 nt
Organism: Caenorhabditis briggsae
Lineage: Eukaryota; Metazoa; Nematoda; Chromadorea; Rhabditida; Rhabditidae
Exons: 8
Coding region: 1-1236 (411 amino acids)
Cellular component (GO): membrane
Source: RefSeq, a predicted model, not a curated record
AUGGAGUACCCUUAUGGGGCAGGUACAGUCAAGAUAAUACCUGCCUCCGCAUUCCGAGAUGUUUCCCUAUAUCAACAGCACUUUCCGUACGACUAUGGACAGGAACCGUUGGGGCACCCAGUCAACGGUGCCUACUACAUGGGCGGCGUGUACAAUCCGGCGUAUCUACACGAGCCGUACGGUCAGAAUGGAUACAUAGAUCCAACAUACGGAGACACAAGUCAACAACAUCAGACACAUCAAUACCCGUAUUAUGGAUAUCCAAGUUAUUCCCAUUACAACUAUCAACAAGCAUCCGCGUAUCCAGGUGCCUAUGGUCCAUAUCCGGGUGCUUCUGGCGCCUAUCGCCCAUAUCCCCAACCGGCGCCAAGUCCUCCUCGACGAUCUCGAACGGCGCCAUCAAGACCACGAUCGACGGCGCCGACAAUGGGAACAUUAGGAGCGGAGAGUCGGCGGGGACGAGGCGUUUCUGCGGAGGCUUUCGAUCGACGACAGUAUAAAGCAUAUUUGGGACCAGCGAAAAAACCGAUACCAAUGUACAGAAAGAAAAGGGAACCACCGAUUGGAAGAUAUCAGGAAACAGAUUUUGGAGGUGGUGGGGGAGCUGGAAUGGGAGAUACUGUAUUUACACCGUAUAAUAGGAAUUAUUAUGGAGAAGUUGGACAUAGGACGCAACAACAGCAACAGACGAUGACGUUACGAAGGUUACGACCCUUCUAUGCACCUUCAUACACAACAUAUCCACCCUCAACGAUGCAUCCGAAAAAUGCAUUGAACAAUAGGAACUACCCAUUAUAUGCAAGGCUUGCAGCCAAAGCAGUUCAAGUUAUCCUCGGAGUAGCAGUGAUUGGAUUAGUGUUAGGACCGAUGAAAGGCAAUUCGUUCCAUGAUUUUGUGAUAAGAACGAAUACAGAAUGGCAGGGAUUAGUGUUGGGAAUCAGUGUUUCGUUUUCAUUCUUUUCUCUUGUUCUUGGUAUCACUUCUUGUUUUGCCAGCAAUUUAGCCAUUUGGAAGAAAGUUGAUGGUCUUCUAACUGCAGCCGGAUGCUUCUUCUGGCUAGUUGCUGGAUUUGUGGAAGCCUAUUUCGCAGCAUGUUAUCCACCAAACGGUCCGAGAAUCAAUCUCGUUUGUCAUCGAGCUGAAUGGAUCAUUGCUUGUAUUCUCGCUUUCAUCAACUUCUGCGUCUUCGUAGCCGACUUCGUGCUAUCGUGGAUGAAUGGUGCCUCAAUGCUGUGA